AUGUUUUACUUAAGUCGAGCUGUUGUGAACAUGGAUCUCUAUAUGAAAGUAUUAUGCAACUCGUCAGACAUAUACUUAGUGCAAUCUUCGUCGAUAGCUAUUUAUACAAUUAAGCAUGGAAAGCUAAUAUAUGUAAGGAAGACAGAAUUUUUUGAUGUGAUCAAGUCGGCAGUCAUUAUUGGAAACGAGCUUCUUGUAGUCUUCAACGGAUACAUUGUAUUUCUGGACAGAUUUCUUGAUGAAAGGACCCGGUACAGACUUGGAAGAAGCUCCGUAGACUAUAGACACGUUGGAGCAUACAUUGCAUGUGGAAAAUCCAGUAUCUGUCUUACAUCUUUUUUUGGGAACAUGACUUUCUGUACCCUUGGAAGUGGCUUGGAGAGUCCUAUCGAAUACUCUGCUGACAAGAGUGUAAUUAUCGACUUCAAGAGCGUGGAAGGGACAGGACAGUACAUUUCAUUAGAAAAGAACCCAAAGGGAACAUUUGCCAAGAUUUAUGAGCAUAGUCCGGAAAUUAUAGAAGUAUUAAGGGAAAUAAGUGUUCCUGGAGGAUACAUGAUUGUUCCAUUAAAAGAUAGAUUUGCAGUAUUUUCAACGAAUAGGGUAUUCCUUUUUAGAAGAAAUGAAGAAGUUGAAAUCUAUAAGGUUUCGAAAGGACGAGUUGGAAGCUUAGACUUGGCCCUUGAUGAGGGAAAUGGAGAAUGCAGAUGCUCAGAUACUUUGGAAGAGAAGAUGUUUACAUGUUAUACGUCAUAUUGUGAUGAAAAAUGUUUGUUGACGUUGAUUGUGGAUGAAGAUGGAGAGCUUUUCAAUCUUAAUACCACCUAUGGUCUAAAGAUGGAACAUGUAGGAAAGAUCAAUCCUUCAAAGGAUAUAGCAAUCCAUUCUUCUGGACUCUUAGUUUCAAUAGGCUAUAAUUCCGAUAACUGUAUAUAUUAUAUAGAGAGAAAAGAGGGGAAAAUUAGUCUUAAGCUGGUUGCCAUGAUUGAGACGAUAAGAAGAUUCAAUACUUCUACAAUGGUUUUCGAUGGAGUAUAUCAUACCUAUGUCUCUGAUGGAAAGUACAUAGGAGAGAUAGUUGAGAAAACACCUAUUUCUUUUCGGAGCGAAUUGAACCUUUUUGAAAAUGGGAAGGAAAAGAUAGUAAGAGGUUUGUUCAAUUGUGGAGCGUUUGUAUGUGCCCAAUACGAAGAUGAAGUCCAUUGCCUCUACUUAGAAGGAGAAGAGUUAACAAGUAUAUAUAAGUUUGUGUCUGAUGACGAGAUAAUUGGAUAUUUCAGGUUGGGAAGGAUUGACUUUUACAUGUCUGGAGGGUUAGUUAGGGCAUACGAGAUGAAUGGGGAAGGAGAGUUAGACACAAAGGAAUAUAAAAUCGAUUACACCUCAUUUUCAUCAAACUCUCAUUGUAUAUUUCUUGGACAGAGAAAUAAAAUAAUCAAGCUAGGAUCUGAGGGGCUAGAAACUAUUGAAAUAGAGUUUGCUAUCAAAGAAAUGGAAUCUGACGAGAGAUAUUUAUUCAUACUGACUGGAAAAAGAGUCCUUAGAGUAUACAGUAUAGAUGGUAGGAAAUUUGUAUUUAUCCAGUCGUUCCGUUUUGAUGUGAUAUUUCUGUCGGUGUUUGAUGGAUACCUAUAUACGAUCGGAUCGGAUAUAUAUAAGUUUCAAAUAAAAGAGGAUGGAUCUCUCUCUCUUCCUAUAAGAAUGAAAGAGGCAGGAAGGCCCAUAGGGAAGAAGGAAAGAUUGAUAAUAUUUGAUUCGCAAGUUAUGGAUCUAAAGUACGAAGGAAUUUUAAACAUUGAUGGAUGGAAGAGUAUCUUUUCAAGAGAUAUGAUAUUGGCUUCAAAUGAGCAUGGGAUAAAAGUUUAUGAGUACAGGAAACAUAAAGUAGUCCUUGUCGAUGAGAUUAGCAAAGAAAAAGAUUGUAAAAUUUUGGGUAAGGAGCAGAUGUAUAUCGAUAACAACCUAGAUGGAUUUGUAAUAAGAAGAUUUAACGGAUCUUCCGUAAUAGAAGGACAUGGCGAGGCCAUUGGAUUUUCCUCUUCUGAAUACCAAAUUGUUUCCAUGCGCAGGAUCAUACCAGGUCUUGAAAAACCCGAAAGUAAAUGCUUCUUAAAGAUAUACAAAGAAGGAAGUUUCAUGUACGAUUUUGAAACACCUUACAGGAUUGAUAUAACUUACACAAGCAGAGGAGAAGUUUAUUGUAGUGAGGAAAACAGACUUUAUUGCUAUGAAGUAGGAGUGAAGUCAUUGCUCAGAAAGUUUAAGUUAAAGUUUCCAUCAAAAAUAAGCGGAAUAUGCUCUGACAGGGACAAACUAUUUGUCGGAACAGAAAAGGACUCUGUAUUCAUGGUAAAGGACAGAAGAAUUGUUUGUAGAGAUAAGUUUCCAAGACGAGUGGUAGCCUUGGAGAGAAUGAAUGAUGGGAAUUUAGUGGUUGGAGAUUGGGCAGGAAAUAUAAUUGUCAUGGAGGUUAAGGACGAUUCCUUAAUCUCGGGAGCAUCAAUAUUCGUCAAUGACAUGGUUGUUCAAUUUAUUUCUCAGGACAAAGUCUUUGGAAUAUGCAUGAGCGGAAAAGUAGUCGAGAUAGUGGAGAUUGGAGAGGAGUUGUUUGAGUUUCUUGAGACUAUCGGGGAGAAGAUAACUGAGGCCUUAAAUAGGCCAUUUUUUCAGGCUUUUAGGAGAAAUAGAUUUAUCAACUCGGAGUACAUCAAAGAGUUCAGUAAACUGAGUGAGCAGCAAAUCAAGGAAGUACUGGAAAAAACGAAUGUAGAUAUCGAAAAGAUAUUUGAAGUGGUUAAUGCAAUAUAA
Molecule: messenger RNA, 2808 nt
Organism: Encephalitozoon intestinalis ATCC 50506
Lineage: Eukaryota; Fungi; Microsporidia; Unikaryonidae
Exons: 1
Coding region: 1-2808 (935 amino acids)
Biological process (GO): mRNA splicing, via spliceosome
Cellular component (GO): nucleus; U2 snRNP
Molecular function (GO): protein binding; U2 snRNA binding
Source: RefSeq, a predicted model, not a curated record